This is a messenger RNA of Panicum hallii, 396 nucleotides long. RefSeq lists its product as uncharacterized. Gene Ontology annotation, molecular function: DNA helicase activity. Gene Ontology annotation, biological process: DNA repair; telomere maintenance. The transcript has a single exon. The record is from RefSeq and is a predicted model, not a curated record. Bases 1 to 396 code for a protein of 131 amino acids. NCBI's taxonomy places the organism in Eukaryota, Viridiplantae, Streptophyta, Magnoliopsida, Poales, Poaceae.
AUGGAUCUUAUUGCUGUUGCUACUACUACAUCUGGUAUAGCUGCUUCCAUUAUGCCUGGUGGGCGCACCGCACAUUCUAGGUCCAAAAUUCCAAUGAAGCUGAGUGACAAUACUAUGUGUAGCUUUACAAAGCAAAGUGGCACAACGGAGUUGCAUAGAAGGGCAUCUAUGAUAAUAUGGGAUGAGGUUGCAAUGACUAAGAGGCAGGCAAUUGAGGCUCUUGACAGGUCGUUGCGGGAUAUAAUAGGCUGUGAGAAGCCGUUUGAAGGGAAGAUUAUGUUGUUACUGUCACAGGUUCUUCCUGUGGUGCCCCGUGGUAUGAGAGCCAAGAUCACAGAUGCAACCUUACUGAGGUCAUACAUAUGGGAAAGUGUUCGGCGGAUCAGGUUGGAGUAG